AAAAAAAAAAAAAAAAAAAAAAAAAAAAAAAAAAAUAGAUACAAACAAACAUAAACAUAAAGAUAGAUUGAGGUUAUAAGUUGAGAACGAUUGCUUAAACUUGGUGUAUAGAUUUAUAAUUGGCUAACAUCUUAUGUUAAUUAACGUUAUUAUAGGCUUAAGCUAAUUGAUUAUGAGCGAAAAAUUAAAAGAACUGAAGGAACGGUCUCAAAAAAGGAAGAAGCUUCUUGCUCAAACGCUGGGAGUAUCAAAUGUUGCUGAGUUAAGGCAAGCUCUAGGAACAGCUGUUGAGGCUGCUCCGCAGAAAAUCAGUAAGAAGGAAAUUCCACAGCGUGAAACCACUCAAGAAAAGUCAAAGAAGGAGGAGACAAAUGAUGAAUUGGUUUACAAAGACUCUUCAACAUUUCUGAAGGGUACACAAUCGUCAAACCCUCACAAUGACUACUGUCAGCACUUCGUUGAUACAGGCCAACGUCCACAGAACUUCAUACGGGAUGUUGGAUUGGCAGAUCGAUUUGAAGAGUAUCCCAAACUUAGAGAACUAAUUAAAUUAAAGGAUGAUUUGAUUGCUAGCACAGCGGCUCCUCCUAUGUUCCUGAAAUGUGAGCUACAGAACUUCAACUUCAAAGAUCUCAACAACAAGUUUGAUGUGAUCCUAGUGGAGCCUCCCCUUGAGGAGUACCAACGGACAAUGGGUGUUACAAAUACACAGUUCUGGAGUUGGGAGCAGAUAAUGCAACUGGACAUUGGUGAAAUCUCUUCGAAUCGCAGUUUUGUGUUCCUGUGGUGUGGCUCAUCUGAAGGUUUAGAUAUGGGGCGCUUCUGUCUACGCAAGUGGGGUUUUCGCAGGUGUGAGGAUAUCUGUUGGAUUCGAACAAAUGCUCAAAACCCUGGACACUCAAAAAAUCUAGAAGCUAAAGCCGUUUUUCAAAGGACUAAAGAACACUGCCUGAUGGGGAUCAAAGGAACAGUUCGGCGCUCAACUGAUGGAGACUUCAUCCAUGCAAACGUUGAUAUCGACCUUAUUAUCAGUGAGGAGCCCGAGUAUGGCUCUCUUGAAAAACCAGUCGAGAUAUUCCACAUCAUUGAGCACUUCUGCCUUGGUCGUAGAAGAUUACAUGUUUUUGGACGAGACAGCACAAUCCGUCCUGGUUGGCUAACCCUGGGCCCGGAACUGACAAACAGCAACUUCAAUGCAGACUUGUAUGCAAGUUACUUCAAUCCCAGCAACAUCACUACUGGUUGCACCGAGCGAAUUGAGGCUCUGAGGCCAAAGUCACCUCCCGCCAAGGGCAAGGGAACUGCCAACAGCCGAGGGCGGGGGGGUUUCUCCCGGGGUCGUGGCAGAGGUGGUGCCAGAUAGUAACAAAGCUAUCAAUAAAGUAAUUAAAUUAAA
This is a messenger RNA of Homalodisca vitripennis (glassy-winged sharpshooter), 1396 nucleotides long. RefSeq names its product N6-adenosine-methyltransferase non-catalytic subunit (gene Mettl14). The record is from RefSeq and is a predicted model, not a curated record. Gene Ontology annotation, molecular function: mRNA binding. Lineage: Eukaryota; Metazoa; Arthropoda; Insecta; Hemiptera; Cicadellidae. The transcript is spliced from 7 exons. The coding region runs from base 173 to 1363 and encodes 396 amino acids. Gene Ontology annotation, cellular component: RNA N6-methyladenosine methyltransferase complex; nucleus.